Messenger RNA from Hyalella azteca, 8621 nucleotides. RefSeq lists its product as uncharacterized. Gene Ontology annotation, cellular component: NSL complex. Gene Ontology annotation, biological process: positive regulation of transcription by RNA polymerase II. Lineage: Eukaryota; Metazoa; Arthropoda; Malacostraca; Amphipoda; Hyalellidae. The coding region runs from base 40 to 7278 and encodes 2412 amino acids. The record is from RefSeq and is a predicted model, not a curated record. The transcript is spliced from 17 exons.
UGAUCUAGGCUUAAACAUCAUGAAUGAAGUUAGCUUGUGAUGGCAGGAAUAGAAGUGGAUUUAAAUUACCAGCUGAGGCGGGAGUUGCUCCAGGAGGCAGGAGUUGCUAGUGAUAAGUCUGUAUGCUUAGCACCGAGCGACAGGAGUUUCAUCUCGGAUGGUGACUGGCCUUGUUUAGAUAAAGUUUCAGUUUCUGAAGGAAAAAUAGACAGCUUUGCAGCAAUCUUCAGAGCCAACAGAGACCCUGCAGUUGAGAGUUACAUAGUGUCAGUGAUCCAGUCAGACCACGACUACUCUCACCACUGGAGUUCCGAUCCACAGCAGAAAUCUUCAGCUACCAAUAACACACCAAUUGUCAAGUUAUUUGCUCCUCAAGGCAGUUCUGAGAGUAAAUUCAGUCAUGUUUCUUCUAGAGAUACUUCUGAGGAUCAGGUUUUGGACAUUGAAGGGGACUGGGACGAUGGUGCACCUGACCCUCCCUACAAUGAAGAGCUUGCCUGCAAACUCAUGUACGAGUGUGAGCGACACAUGGAUUUUGCUGGCAAUGAUACUGCAGCUGCUGCUGAAAAACAAGCUUCUGAACGAGAAGGUCCUUGUGGUGCAGUGAGUGGGGCUGAUGAAGAGGAGGAGGCUGCAGCACACAAACCUGACAUCAACUUGUGCAAGGACAAAUGGACGGCGCAGCAAGAACGUGUGUUCGACAGAGCGGUUGCCAUCUUAGACGGCGAGCGGCUGGCGAGGCUGGCGUGUUCAGGAGUCAAGCACGAGCCUGCCAGGCGCCGCGCCCUGCUAGACAGAUCAGCAAGCAAAUUUCGGCGGUUGCUGUCAGGCGAGUGUCGGUGGGAGAUGUCGCUGUGCCAGUGGCUGCACAGCUCCUUGCUGCACAGCCUCACUUCUCCUUACCUCAUCGCUUAUCUUGACAUCCUACAGAGUCUUCAUUACGCCGUGCCAACUCUGAUGGACAAACUGAUAGCACCAAGCAGUAAGCUCCCCUCCAGCAGCACUAAGGGGACGACUGCGUCAACAUUAAACUCUAGCAGCAGUUCAGCUCUUGGUGCUGGGUUCCCUCACACCACGGCACCUGCAGGUGCCCCCAGUAACGAUGAUAACGGGGGAGUUAUGUCUUCAAGUAUCGCUGCAGUGGGACUAUCAGGACACGAUGCAAGUAACGGCCCUGGUGUGGAGGGUACGAGUUCUGCUGCUGCUGGUGCUGGUGUUUAUGACGCCAAGAACAACAGCUUUGGCGGGUCCAUAUCAAGUCUGGGGCUUAACCUCCUGCUUAAGCGGCCGUGGGAUCCUGCAAUGCCCAUCCUACAUUCAAACAAACCUCGGCCGCUGGGCUCAGACAGUCCGGUGGUGUUGCUGGUGCCGCACUGCCCGCAACUCUGCGCUGCUGAUGUCCGCCGACAUAAAAACUUUGCGUCGACAUUGAGACGUGUCACCACCACCCUCACCAUCACCGUUCAUGCCGCGCCAGACGGGAGCGUGAGCGAGUGGCUGGAGCGGACAGUGGUUGCGGUGCUGACUAAGCUGAGGGAGUGGCGAGCGUCCCUGCGUCCCAUCGUGCUGGCGGGGUGGGGGGCUGGUGCCCUCCUUGCUGCUCAGAUCGCUGCUUUGGACUCCUCAAUUUCGGGCGUGGUGUGUUUGUCUCCACCAUUCUCGGGACCUGCUGACUACAGAGGCGACCUCAGCAAUAGUAAGAAGUCCUCCGAUCCUGCCGCGGACGUGUCCAAUAGCGAUGACAAGGCCGCCGUGUUCCUAAGUGUUGGGGAGAAGCGCGUGACCACAGCUGGCAUCCUCAGUGCCGUCCGCUGCCCCAUCUUGCUCGUAGUUGGCGACCGCGCUCAGAAUUCCAACAUGCAGGCGCUGGAGGAGCUACGCGAGCGCGUGAGCGAUGCCCGGCUCGUGGUGCUGUGUGGGGCAGACAACAAACUGCGCCUGCAGCACAACCAUCGCCGCGUCGCUGCCCUCACGCACUCCCUGGUGGACCGCUGCAUUGUGGACGAAAUGGCUACAUUCUUGAAGAGUCUCAUGCCGGUUGUGGAGGACGUGCCAGCUGGCAUCAGAGAGGCGGCUGCUGCUGCGGCCUCGGUUGCCCACAACACCAGUCUGGCCAAGGAGGCCAAAUUAAGUGAUGCCUUCAAUACUGAACCCUUGAGCAAUAAACGCAAGAUGCCCGACGAUAUUUCUACACACGCUUCGUUGCCAUCUUCACCUAAAAAAUAUCAAACAGGCGCGCCCACUGACCCGCAGACGAUGGAGGGCGCGGGAGCUUCACCUGACGUCGCGGCUGUAAAAACGCAGCAAGCUGUUUCUGCUGCUGAUGGUCUUCUUGGUCUUAGCGUGCCUGCCGUCUCUAUGGCUUUGGUCAGCAAUGCAAGCAGCGCUUUCCAUUGCUCCUCAUCAGUCACAGCGUCUCCACACCAGCCCAGCUCGCCUGCUGUCUUUCCUCAGCGCGAGGAGAGCGUGUGGAGCGGUUCUGGUGCUGCAGGGGCAGCAGGUGUGCGGGGCAGCGCGGGGCGUCGGGGGCGCCGCGCAGGUCGCGGUCGAGGACGGGGCUCUCGUGCCCCCCUGCCGGGGCAGCUAAUUGCCUUGGGGGGCGGCGUGGGGGUCGCUGCACAGGCGCACCUCAAGUCUGCUGGUCGCCGUCUCUCGGCGCUGUCAGGUCGUGGUAUAGCCAGGGGCACGUUACCUGGUCGUCCUCCAUACGUCAGCACGUCUUCAUCAUCCGUCCCUGACAGUGAAGUCAUGUUACUGUCACCGCAAUCGUCUAACAAACUUAACGCAAGAACUGGUCUCGUGAAGGAACAGUCCGCCAAGUCCAUCAAAGAGCAAGUGGCAUUAGCGGCCAAAAGCGAAGCCCAGCUGCUGGCGGCCGUUGCUUCCAUCACUCCUCAGUCGCCGCCUGAAGUUCAUGUGCCUAGCAAAAUUACAACAGUUUCCACUUGCAACGUUGUAAGGAGCCUCACUCCACAAGCCCUCACUUCCCAAGCGUUUGAGAUUGUAGAUACCAGUCAGCAACCGCAUCAAGUACAUUAUGUGCUGCAUCCUCAAGGAUCUUUGUCGUCUGUAACUUCUGCCUUUGUCGUUGGUAGCAUUGGGAGCAUUUCUUCCACAGCCAAAAUUGGAGGUAGUGACCUCACACUAGCAAGUGUUAUGGGCUUAAGCAGUGGGUCGCUGGCUGACAAACGCAAGAGCAUUCCAAGCAUUAUGAGCAGUGUUGGCGAUCGUAGGAAGAAUUCGGGUGCAAGUUCUGCUCUCUGUACUCCAAUCAACAAGAAACCAAUUAUAUUCCAGACUUCGGUUGGUGGGGUACUGUCCAACAACAGAAUUAUUUUGCCGAACACUCUCUCCUCUGCAUCAUCCAACAUGCCAUCGUUGAUCGUAUCUUCUUCGCCUUCUGUUGUCUCGUCCUUGGCUCCCAUAAAGAAGCUGAUCCGCCCCACAUUGGCUUAUUCUUCGCCGCGCUUGACUGCUCCUGUUAUACUUACCAACCAAAAAUCCUUACCCUCCCUCUUUGCCAAUCAAAAGCCUAAUGCCACCUUUGUUUCAAGUCCAAAAUCUUCAAGCUCUACUUUUAUCACUGGGACGAAAGUUUUGCCCUCGCCUACCUCUGUUCAAAAAGCCCUCAUUGCUGCUCAGAAGCCUGUGACUAGUUUCGUUGCCACUCAGAAAGGGGGAUCAACUUCAAUUGCUAACCAGACAGGUGCCAUGGAAUCUCAAAGCCAUCUUGUCCCACAGAUCAUUGGCACUCUGCGAGGUGGUCGCGUAAGCAUAAGUUCGGCAGAUUCUGUGGUUAGCGGCAUGCUUCAGAGUGUCCCUAGCAUUUUAUCAGGAGCCAGGUUCGUCACAACCAGAGGUGGAGUUAGAGGGUCCAUGACAAGAGGGGGUAUCGUUCAAGCACGCACCCUUGCUGCUGGUGUUGGUAGAGGGUCGGGACCCACUCAACGGAACCUAAUCACUGUCGGUGCAGGCACAAACAGUACCGCAGAUGCCAUCUCGGCUUCAAUUAUCGCAUCAUCCACGGGAGCUGCAAAAAGCAACAGCAAUAUCGCCUUCACUACCGUGCCUGUGUCUGGAUCGAAAGCUGCCACUUCAGUUGCUUUAUCUUUACCUCUUACGAUGGAUGCAAGUACUUGCACAAGCCCUAGCCCGUCGACCGUUGUCUGCAUUGAUACAAGCAAGAACAUUAACAAAUCCCAGACUCAGACACCUGUUGGGGUCAAGCAACUUCUUCUCGGACUGCCGAAAGUCUCGGAACAAACCAUAAAGAUUUUGCCACAAAAGUCUCAGCAAGUGCUCAAGGUUGCUGACAAUCCCCAGUCUAGUCAUACUAAGAUAAUGGUGUCUUCUCAGAAGCCUUCGCAAUUUUAUUAUAAGCCCUUGGUCGUGAAGAAGCAGAACAUCGUAGCUAAAGUAGCUUCGCCUGAGACCAUAGGCACGUUUCAAAUAUUAAAACCCAGUGUCCAAAGUGAGAUGACAGUACAAGGAUCCUUGAGCGGAAUGAUGACCGUUUCUUCUCCGACGCCGUCACUCAUUUUGGGAAGUGCAGCGCAUAGUUCGGCUGCCGGCGCUUCUCUUACUUUGGCUGUAACAGUCGCUGCUUCUGAAUCUACUCUCACUCCGGCGCCGUCUGUAUCCGUCCUGGCUAACAUUUCUCCACAGACACAAACAUCAAGCCUCGAGCCUGUUCCAUCUUCGAUUGUUAUUCCACCUGUAAUGCUUAAUCCUCAAGAUAGUAUUUUGCCUCUUGACUCUUCUUCCUCCUCGACCGAAAAGCUCGAUCUAUUGGCUUCUGCAGCUUCCGAAAUAAGCCAAAAAUUGACGCAGAACCAGGAUGCUGAGUUCUCCCUAGAAACAAAUAAUCUCGCAAGUGCUGAACACAAUUAUGAGGCUGGUGCAGAUACGAAUAAAGAUGGUGACGAGAACCAAAUUAAUGAAAACUUGGAUGCGGGUCAAUUCAUCGAAGUUUCCCUAGAAGAAGUACCUAAAAUCGACACUAACAAACUUCAUUGCCGGAAAGAAGUUAGAAGCAUCAGUAAAGAAAAAGAACAGACAUCUCCAGCAUCUUCCACACUUCAGUCCCCCGUGAUGGGCAGUGAUGCCCAGUCAAGUGGUAUUUUCCCAACAAAUAAGGUAACAAUAGCGUCUACUUCGGGGGAGGCUUCUGUGACUGGUGGGGCCAUAGCUGCUGUAAAUGAGACAAAUGACGCCUCUUCGUCAUCCUACCUUCUGCAAUCGUCGCCUGCAAUGGGAAACCUUGAUUCUCCCAUGCAAGUUAACUUGCCUGCUGUUGUUGAAUCUUCAAGCACAGAUCAUAUAUCAAGUACGGCUGGAUCAACCAUUGCUCAGCAGAAGUUGAUCUUGGUCAACUGUAAGCCAAAUUUUAAGAAAGGUAGCCACGAAUCGGAUAGCUCAAGUGACGUAGAAAUUGUUGGUGAGAGCUCAUCUGGUUUAUCUGUUCAGACAAGUACUUUUCCUCUCAAGGAUAAAAGUAAAAUCACCUUAUCUAAGUCAAGUUGUUCUCAGAUAAAAAUUCUAUCAUCUUCAACGAGUUCUUCAAAAUUUUCGAUUUGUCCACCUGGAACACAAUCUCAGAUCAUCGUGUCGACGCAGCCCGGCAAGGGCACAACCAUCCUAAGACCUGGACGCUCAUCGUUGGGUACUAUCGAUGGGAAGAACAUCACUAAACUGACUGUGCGUCCUACGACGGCUUCUCUUAAGUUGACAUCCGGACAACACUCUAUACUGAACACUAACAAAAUAACUAUCGCUUCUUCCAGUGCAAGCCCCAUCACUCCAGUGCCGCCCGCGCAAGGAACAUCUUCAAGCUCCGCACCUGCCCAAGUUGACUCAAAGCCUCCCACUCAAAUCUCGUCAAGCAUCAACGCAAAAGAUCCUGUAAUGAUGUUAGUGUCAGCAUCUAUGGUAACAUUAACUUCUCCUUCCUUGAUGACUGUUGGUGCGUCUGAAGCUGCCCAACCUGCUCACAAUUCGGUCUCUUCCCAAAGCCGUCAAAAGACCAACAGGGACACAUUUGCGGAAUUUGUAGCUACUUCUAAUAAAUCGGAAGAAGUCGAAAAAAGGACAAGAAACAUCGCGGAACUGGAUACUACUUUGGAUUCUGUGAAAGAUUCAUCGAACGUCAAUGAGACUCGUGGGUCCCAUCGUAUUCGCAGCCCUACUGUGCGCGUUGUGUCUGCUAACGAAGCGUUUCGUCCAAAACAAUGCACUAUUAGCAACAAAGUUCACAUUGCCAAACCGGACAAAUUAACUCUCCGUGCUAUGAGUUCUGAUUCUAUGCUUGGGAAGAUCGACAGCAGUACGCCUACUAAUAAGCAAGUUUCUUUUUCGCCUGCGAGCCAAGCAGAAUCUGACGCGAAAGUCCCGGUAAAAAUUUUGAUUAACGAUCCUAGUGCAUUGCCUACCAGGGGCCAAAUAAUGGUUGCUGCAAGUAGGGAGAAGCGCAAGUCGUCAGUUUCUAGUGCUGGGGCAUCGAGCGUUGAAGAAUCACCUGGGAAGCUCCAUGCAUCUCUCCUAUCACCAGGAUCUAUUACGAAGAAAAUCAAGCAAAAUGCAGGUCAAAUACCUACUAAAGUUUCCCUUCACGAUGUUGUGGCUUCAACUAAUACGCUUAAAUCAGAUGAAGCGAGCGAACUUGAACUGAAAAGACCACCUGCCAGCCUUCCCAUCGUUACAAGUUCGUCGACCACGAUUACUUGUGACCUACUCAUAGAUGCCUCAACAGCUGUGCAUAAUCUUAAAUCUGCGCGAGUUUCAGGAACGGGUGAGGAUGAUAAUGUUUUUCAUUCUACUGAACGAGCAAACGCAAAGUCAACUGAUGCGCCGAUACUUGUUGAAAGUCCUUCUGGAUCGGAUGAGACUUCUUGUCAAAAAGUUGCUGCACAAGUUCAGGAUGGUUCUGAUGUAUUGAAUAAAUCUUCAUCCGAUCCAGUUGAAUGUACUGACUCCCUCGCAUCUGACGACGCGAAAUCACCAACGCACAAGAAAUUCGUUUUGCCCGAACAGAACAAAGAUGAUCCUUUGUGCGAAGGUCCACAAGACCGUUCUGGGAUUAAACUAGCUGUUUUUGGGACCAAAGAUGAAUCGGCUAGCGCAAGUGCAUCGUCGAAGACGUCUGCUGGUCGGAAAGUUACGCGUGGUGCCAAGCAAAACUCGUCUGGCAAGAUUCAAAAGCGGUCGAGUGCGCGCCUCAGCAUCAUACCUUUCGAAAAGACUGCAGCACAUCUCAGGAGUGGAAAGAAGCGGUCGUCCUGAGCGCGAUAUUUAAUGGCGUACUGGGGAUAUUCUGAGCGCGGUAUUCAUUGUCUUACUGGGGAUAUUCUGAGCGGUAUUCAGUGUCUUACUGGGGAUAUUCUGAGCGGUAUUCAGGGGUUUACAGUAUUGGAAAUAUUCUAAACGCGGUAUUCAGUGGCUUGCUGGGGAUAUUCUGAGCAGUAUUUAGUAACUUACUGGGAAUAUUCUGAGCGGUAUUUAGUAACUUACUGGGAAUAUUCUGAGCGGUAUUCAGUAACUUACUGGGGAUAUUCUGAGCGGUAUUCAGUAACUUACUGGGGAUAUUCUGAACGGUGUUGUAACUUACUGUGGGGAUAUUCUGAACGGUGUUCAGUAACUUACUGGGGAUAUUCUGAACGGUGUUGUAACUUACUGUGGGGAUAUUCUGAACGCGGUAUGCAUGAUUGACACGAACGUCGUGAGCGCAAUAGUCAGUGGACUACCUUUGCAAUUUAGAAACUUGCUUGUGGGCAAAGGACCGAGUUUAGUGCAUGAGAUCCAGCUACGCUACUCAAACGAGGCAAGUAAGCCCUUUGGAGUUGCAUACUUUUCCAAUGAGAGAUGAAAAGAAUAAAAAAUCGUUGUUCAAAAUGAGGUUUUAAGCCAACUUCAAAAAAGAAAAUCCCGAAAAAUAUCAUUAGUAUCUUAUAAUUAAUCGUAUAUUUCUGGAAUAUCUUUACCGUUUUAUCAUCUUGUCCAGUGCUGUCUGUCAAUUUCACUUUGUUUUCUGACUGUUAAGGCUAUGUAUGCAUUACAACUUUAAAAAAAUUUAUCUUUAAUAUUACAAACCUGAAAUUUUGCGUUCUCUUUUCUUGGUGCGUAGGUAUAUUUGUAUAUAUUAAGUAUGUAUAAUAACGUCCACACUUCAGUUCAGACGAUUUUGAGAUGCACGGUUGGCUGUAUCAGAAAAGUAACAACGAUUCUGUCAAGUCUCCCAAGUAUUUUUUUUUCUAGAAGCGUCGCUUGUACAUAAACGCUAAUUGAUUCAUGGCAAAUUCUGCAUUGUGACGGAGUUACCAGUUUCAUUCGGAAAAUCCCUAUCUCUGCUCGUCGACCCAAAUCUCGUGUAAAUUAUCAUCAUUGUAUCAUAUAGGCGUGCAGUGCCAGCCAACGAGACUGCUAAAGCCCUCAAUUGAUUUUUCUUCCGACUGUUGGAUAAUAAUUACCUUGUCUACUUUUUUAGCUUCACGAUUCUAAAUUUCGACUUAUAAUUUCUAAGUUUUUUUCCUGGCGUGGUACGUUAUUUUAAAAUCUUUUCGCUAUCUCCUAUGUUUUUGAUGCUGUUCUGUUCGAUCUCUGUAUCGCAUAGUACAAAUUGAUAAAUC